Molecule: messenger RNA, 3720 nt
Organism: Etheostoma spectabile (orangethroat darter)
Lineage: Eukaryota; Metazoa; Chordata; Actinopteri; Perciformes; Percidae
Gene: rftn2
Product: raftlin family member 2
Source: RefSeq, a predicted model, not a curated record
AGAGAGAGAGAAAGCGGCUCCUCCUCCUCUCCACGCGUCCGACCCGCAUCCACGUUAGCGGGACACUUUCAAGAAACUACCGCUUCAUUAAAAUAAUCUUCUCUUCGUUAACCGGCGGGUUUCCGUUGCUCAGGGUCCCCCCCCCCACCCCCCUCCCGGUAAUUAUCAGUGACUGGCCGGGAGGACGGAGGAGGUGAUGCAGCGGUCCCGGUGAAGUUGAAGCCUCCAGAGACUCUGUCGGAGCGGCUCCUCCGGUGCUCCCCCCGCGCUCAGCGAGCGGCCGUCCCCGCCUCGGAGGCCAUGGGCUGCGGCCUGCGGAAACUGGAAGACCCGGAGGACAGCAGCCCCGGGAAGAUCUACUCCACCUUGAAGAGACCACAAGUGGAGACCAAGACGGAGACUGUGUACGAGUACGUGCUGCUCGACUUCAGUCUGGAAGGUUGCCGUCCUACGGUGCAGUAUGUGGCUUCACUUUCCGAGUUGCCUCAGGCCCUGCAGCCAUACUACACACAAGGCUACAUCCUGGCCGCCCUGCACCCCAUCAUCCUGUCUGUGGGCCGGACCCGCUCGCUACCCUUCAGCCUGCUCUACCGAGCCAUCCUCGCUCGUCCCAGACCCAGCAAGCAGCUGGCGUCCAUGUGUUACAGCGUGCCGCUGUUGAAGGUGGAGGAGUGGCCGUUACCCGGAGAGUCGCUGACGGGCGACACGGUCAGAGCGCUCAUCGACAGGGUGAACAGCAGUGCCCGGGGGGGCGUUCGAUUCGUUGCCUCGGUCCUCCAGCAGGUGAGCGGGAUCACCAACGGCCGAGUACACAGUCCCAAGAGAGGCUGCCGCUCGCCUCCACGCAGCCCUCCGCGUACUCCGCCUGGAGACAGAGAGCUGGAGGAAAACACCUACAGUCCUGACUUGAGGUUGCUGGUCUUCUUCCACUCCUGGGCCCCAGGCUGUGCUCCUCUGGACUCCCUGGCCUGUCAGUACCACCAGGGGGCGCUCUCCAUGCGCGUCUCCAGGAAGGGUCAGGUGGUCAGCUCCCUGGAAGCUGAUUGGCUGGAGCUGACUGCCGCCUACUACCGCAAAGGCUGGUCGUUGGUUGACUCCUUCGUCUACUGGGACACACCCAAAGGUGAGCCGGUGCCCAGAUCACUGGAGGGAUUGUUCGUGUAUGAAGAGAGAAGCACCUCCCCGGCCAAUGACACCAUCGUCGUCAGCAGUGGACUGUCAUCGAUGGGCUCCAACGUGAAAACGGACUAUGGGCCUCUGCUUCACACUCUGGCCGAGUUUGGUUGGCUGCUCACGUGUGUGCUGCCCACUCCCAUCAUCCGUCACGACAGUGAUGGGAACCUGGCCACAAAGCAGGUUGUGUUUCUCCAGCGGCCGGUCAGAAGUCCGGCGGCAGGACAACCGAGGAACCAGGCUCCAUCGAUGCCCAGCGACGUGUCCAGUCGCUCUGUGAGUCGGGCGGUCAGCGGCCCCGUCCCUCCAGAGGAGCUGUCUCCGAAGCCCGGGGGCAUCGGGGGCUUCCCGGUGUUCGGAGGGGGGUACCCCAGCGCCCUGGCCCACCUGGAGGAAGGCGGCUUCGAGCAGGAGGAGGGGAAAGCUGAGGUCACCUGUAUGUGAGCGGGACGGGAGCAGAGCGACAGUUAAGUUUCAAACCAACGUUGUUGGAUUACAGAAGGAACGUCCACAGACCGGUGGACUGGGCCUUCGUCUUCUUUUUAACAGACUUUAAUGUAGAAGAACUCAGCACUUUCAAUUUUUUUUUUUGACCCUUGUCUUCACUUCGGGACCCUCUCGUAUCCCUCGGGUCAAAUUGACCCCGGGACUUAUUUGGGGGUUUAAAAACAAUUCUGAAAUCAAAUUUUCCUUCAUAAUCUAUUAACAAAUAUCGUCUUCAUCUUUCCAACAGUGAGAUAACGUCUAUGUUCACGGAAUGCAUCAGCUCUACUAGCCACCAUUAAACAUGGAAGUGGGGUUCGUUUGUGUCUAAGGUUAUGUAAUUCAUGUUAAAAAUCCACUAUGGAAAAUUCUGAAUUGAGUCAGGAAUACAUGUUUAUCACAGGAAAUAAGGCAAGGCCGCUGAUUUUCAAGUAGAAAUAAUGUAACUUGGACCAUUUUUCUUCUUGUAAAAGUUUUAAAUGGGUCAGCUUGACCCGAAUACCAUACGAGGGUUAAUGAAGCCAUAAUGAGAAUGAGAUAUUAUUUAGAUCUAUGUAUGGUUAGAGAGAUUUAUCGGGGGGGAGAGAACACGUCCUUGGGAGACACUUUCCACAUAUUUACAUCCUUUCCGAAGGGAUUUCCACCCUCUGAUGGGUUCAGGUGCUGAUGGGGAAAUUGUCACGAUGCUAUAAACACAGACUUCUGCACAUUUUGGCAACAACACCGGUGGUGAAAUGAGGGAAACGGGCUCUACUUUCUUUUACGACUCAGCUCACACGUCUUUCAAUUUGGAUUUCUUUCACAGUCAAGCAUUUUUUAAUUUCCCCUUAUCUCUUCUCAACCCCCUUUUUUACUUUCCCCUCCCUCCUCGUAGCUUCUUGCGGGUCAAAGUCAAAGCUCCUGUCUCCUCUGGCCCAGCCCGACGCAGGUUGGGAACACUGUCACAGUCUCCCUGAUGAUUUCAGUACUGACAUAGUACAUGUGGACAGAUAACAGGAUUUCUCUGUGGGGGGGUCUGGAGGAUUUCAGACUUGUGGUGAUAGGGGCUGUGAUUAACUCGGAGACAUUUCCUAUCACUGUGUUUUAUCUGACUGCUGUCAUUUCAUAAUCCUCCUGGAAAUGGUUGUGUCUCAUCAUGCAUACAUUUUAAUGUGUUAUUUAACAUUUGAUCAGCCAUAAUAGGAUUUUUCUUCAGUCCAAAAGUGCAAAUUGCUGCUUUAGAGGUUAUAUGGUACUGGCAAUACACACCUGCUACUCCCUCUGUUAUGGAUUAAGUUCUUCAGAGACGCUGUUACAUUGAAACAUUGAUGACUGUAUUUAUUUUUUAUUUUAAGGGGAACUCCACCGAUUUUACAUAUCAAAGUCUGUGUGCAGGUCUUAAGGAAGUAUGUGAUAGAAGGUCGUAGAAAGCAUCGGCUGGGUCUGAAGACUACAAGGUGGAGGAUUCAAAAAGAAAUGUGGAGGUUUGGAAACGAGUGAUCCUACCAGACAUCUGCAGGCUACAGUCGCUGCUCCUCGCAUCAUGACACACACCUGAGUCUGUGACCCAACCGUUAGCGGCCAUGUGGGAUUGUGGGUAAUGUAGGUGCCAGGGUUUUGACAAGGAAAAGAAUACGUGGAAUUAAAAAAAAAAAAGCACUAUAUCUGGUUCUGCUGCAUCGAUUUUUAUACCUUUUUAAAUAAUGAAACCAUCCACUAAGAGUCUGAAAAUGUAGUAGGAAUGCAAAUGUUAAAUCGGUGGAUUCCUCUUUCUAUGAAACUUUGUUUUUAAGAGGACAAUGCUGUUGUAUAUAUCUUAGAUGUUAGUUUUAAUUGUGCAAAUUGGGAUUCUAAUUGUGAUGCAUGUUUUUUUUUUUGCAUUUUGGGGGAAAAGUCUAGUUUAAUGUCCAGUGAUUUAUACACCGCCCACAAUUUGAAUCAUACAUGUUUUUAAAUGUAUUUAGCUCCACAAACUCCCCAUCAGGGUUUACUAAAUGUCAGUAUUAAUACUCCAACCUUAACUUUUUUUUGGAGAGUUGUACAUUUGGCUUCCUCUUCUAUUGUAUUAAACAGUUAUUUUCCAUG